Molecule: messenger RNA, 1305 nt
Organism: Portunus trituberculatus (swimming crab)
Lineage: Eukaryota; Metazoa; Arthropoda; Malacostraca; Decapoda; Portunidae
Product: keratin-associated protein 5-1-like
Exons: 10
Coding region: 25-1305 (426 amino acids)
Source: RefSeq, a predicted model, not a curated record
GCCAUAUAAUUUAAGAACCAGGGGAUGAGCUCCUCACUCCUCUCAAUACCACGCAACACUACUCCGCGCGGCGCUCACUCAGACAGCAGCAACACAGCCAGGAAGAAAGGGAGACUUUCUCAAGAAAGGCUGACUGAGACCUCCACCAUGACAGCAGUGUGCAGGCUCGCGGUGUUCCUAGCGGCGGUGGCGUUACCUUGUGGCUUAGCGGAAAGUGAACAAGCGGCACCUUCCUGCUUCAAGCUUGGUGGUAGUUGUGUGGCGACAACAGAUCGGUGUUCCCUACAGCUGAAACACACCCACGACUGUCCUGAUGGCUGGUGCUGCCUCGAGAGAAUGGAAGGAACAAAUGUUCUUCUGAGGACCGCAAGAGAGUCGCCUGAGGAGCUGCUCAAGAGAGGACAAUCGGGUUGUCCCCAAAAGUCCAAGUGCACAAAGAAAGAUGGAAAGUGCAAAAAAAAGUGUUCCAAGAAGGAGGACAACGUUCCUGAACUUUGUGGAAAGAAAUGUCACUGCUGUGUCUCAAAAAAAUCAAAAGAAUGCAAAAUGAAGACAAAAUGUAUUAAAGCGCAUGGCAUAUGUAAGAAACGGUGUUCCCAUGGAGAGGACGAAGUCUUGAAUGGUUGCUCUGGCAAAGGCUGCAAAUGUUGCACUGUUGCAGAUGUUGCAGAAGCAGGUUGUAACGAUAUGGAUGAAUGCAUGAAGGCAGGAGGCUCGGUCAAGCUCAGGUGCAACCACAAAGAGCAAGAAGUGGCUGGCGGAUGUUCUCACAAAUUCUGCUGCUGUGCUCCAAAAGACGUCUGUCAAGUACUGUCGGGUUGUCUGGCUGGUCGCGGCGUCUGCAAAACAACAUGUAAUGUUUGGGAGCAAGAUGUGGGAGCAGGAAGUGGCUGUGGUUUGAGUUGCAAGUGUUGCGUCCCUGUGGAACACGCUGCAAUAGAGAUUAAGAAGUGUCUUAAUGAAGGAGGAUCGAUUAAAGAACGCUGCUCGGUGACAGACGACGAGAUGGGGCUGGGCUGCACCGGCAGCUAUUGCUGCUGCGUCUCCAAGGAUGUCUGUGACGCUCACGGAGAUUGUUCACACGGACGUGGAUCUUGCCGGACAAAUUGCCGUGCGUGGGAGAAGCAGCUAGGCGGAUGCGGAGACAACUGCAAGUGUUGCGUGCAAAUAGACACUGAAAGUGUAGAACUGGAAGCCUGUAUGAAGGCCGGAGGAUCGAUCAAGACUCAGUGUUCAUCUGUGGAGAAAGAGGUGGGACCAGGCUGCUCAGACGGCCACUGUUGCUGCGCUCCGGCGGAUGGUUAG